AUGUCCGCCAUGAUGCUCCGGAGACAGAACCUCCAACGCUUCCAGCGUCUUGCUCUUUCCCAAACCUCAAGGACCCUCUCACAAACACCCAGAUACGUUCAUCAGAGUGCACGCCAGAAUGUAUCUGUACCGACGUCAUCGCACACAUCCGACCUCCUUUCCAGCCAGCCAGAGUCCCAAAUUGCUCAGACAAAGCCAGUUCUUGGUCUUCUGCCGACAUCUGCUGUUCUCCGUUCCUACCUCAUCACCGCAAUGUCCUCGCAGCCAUUGCUCCUCAAUGCAUGCUUUGGCCUCCUACGUCGCAUGCUCGAGUCCAAAUCCUACAUCAUGAGCAUUGAGCGCAACCCUGUCCUCUCCAACCUGCUCAAGAAGACCUUUUACGCUCAGUUCUGCGUCGGCGAGCACAAAGACGAGGUAGUAAGGAACACCGACUUUGCUAGGACCUUGGGCUAUGGCGGUAUUCUGUUUGAGUACGCACUCGAGGUACUUGGCGGAGAGGCGCCGACCGCAGCCGAGACCAAGAAGGAGAUUGAGGUAUGGAGAAAGGGCAUGCUCCAAAGUGUUGAGAUGGCCAAGGAGGGUGACUUUGUUGGACUCAAAUGGUCGGGUCUCGGUCGUCACGCUUUACACCUCCUCAAAAACCAGGAAGACGCUACGCCCGAGAUGUGGGACGCCAUCACAGCAGCCUGCGAUGCUGCCGCAGCCAAGGGCGUCAGUCUCCUUCCUGGCGCUGAAGAAGAAGCUACCAACCGUGGCCUCGAGAAAUGGACACUUGCUCUGCAGAAGAAGUACAACACCCCCGAGCGAGGCCAUGCCGUUCUCUACAUCACGUACCAAUGCUACCUCCGCAACAUUGCCGAGCGGUUGGCACAGCAUCUCGAGAUGGCUUCAAAGGGUGGAUACAUUGCCGGUGUCAAGCUCGUACGCGGCGCAUACCUGACUUCGGAGCCCAAGCACCUCACCUUUGAUACCAAGGCCGAAACCGACGCCAACUACGAUGCCAUCGCCGACGCUGUCGUCCGCCAACAAUGGACCGACAAGGUUCCUGCACCAACACCCGGCACACCCUUCCCUCAGGUGAACAUUGUCCUUGCAACUCACAAUCUGGCUUCCGUCAAAGCUGCUCAGAAGAUCCGUGCCUCUCAGAUGCUCGCCACCUCUCCCGAGAAGCUACCGCGUUUGACAUAUGCCCAACUCCAGGGUAUGGCCGAUGAAAUCUCCCAGGCGUUGGUUCAAGACGAGACCAUGAAGGCCGACAAGCAGGCCAAGGUUGUCAAGUGCAUGACCUGGGGCACUACUGCCGAGUGCUUGAACUUCUUGCUCCGUAGGGCCAGCGAGAACAAGGAGGCUGCGCUCCGUACCGAAGACACCAGGCGAGCCAUGGGCAAGGAGCUCUGGAGGCGCCUGAAGGGAACCUUUGGUCUCGCCUAA
Bipolaris zeicola 26-R-13 is the source of this 1431-nucleotide messenger RNA. RefSeq lists its product as uncharacterized. The coding region runs from base 1 to 1431 and encodes 476 amino acids. The record is from RefSeq and is a predicted model, not a curated record. The transcript is spliced from 2 exons. Gene Ontology annotation, molecular function: FAD binding; proline dehydrogenase activity. Lineage: Eukaryota; Fungi; Ascomycota; Dothideomycetes; Pleosporales; Pleosporaceae. Gene Ontology annotation, cellular component: mitochondrion.